AUGUCGUUCUCCGAAGGAGUGCCCAGUUCGACACUCGCUGGGAAUCUCUCCUCCCACAAUUCCACGGCCGAUGGAAACAGAAUGGAGUGGGGAGCACCUUCCGUCAUAUCAAUGGUCAUCUUCACCCUCACCUUCCUACUGGGCGUCCCGGGCAACGGCGCAGUCAUCUGGGUGACCGGCUUCAAGAUGAAGAGUAAGAUCCACACGGUGUGUUUCCUGAACCUGGCUCUGGCUGACCUAAUCUAUUGCCUGACCCUUCCCUUCCGCAUGGUCAACACCUCCCUGAGCUACUCUGGGCACGAAGCCUACUUCUCCUGGAAGUUUCUUGGAACCUUGAUAUUCCUCAACGCCGCCGCCAGCAUAUAUCUGUUAUCGCUGAUCAGCAUCUGCCGCUGCCUGGCUAUUACUCGGCCCACUUGGUUGCAGCAAAAUCUGAGCUUCACAUGGGUUCGUGCGGCCUGCUUCGGGGUCUGGAUCCUAGCCUUCGUCAUGUGUCUGCCCGUCCUCCUGCUUCGGGAUUUAGAGAAGGAAAUGGCCGUGUUGAAUCCAUUUUGCUUUGUUUUCAUCUUCUGCCUCCCCUUUGUAAUUAUGAUCUCCUGCUACUCCCUGGUUGGCUGGAGGCUGAGAGGGAACAGGUUCGUCAAAUCUAAGAAACCUGUACACCUCAUCAUCACCGUUGUCGUCACCUUUAUGAUUUGUUGGAUCCCUAAAGUUGUCUGCGACCUCGUAUCAACCUUGUCCACACCGAUUCCCAGGGACUGGUCGUUAUUCACUGCAGCCCUGGCCUCCUUCAACAGUGCCCUCAACCCCCUUAUCUAUGUCUUCGCUGGCCGCGAAUUCCGCCAGGUCUUCAGGCACUCCCUUCUCGCCUCGCUCCGUCUGGCCUUAGCUGAGCAGAGGCUAGAAUUGGAGACCCUGGCCCAGACCCGCAAACUCACCUCAAAUGCAAAUUUCUGA
Molecule: messenger RNA, 957 nt
Organism: Mobula hypostoma (lesser devil ray)
Lineage: Eukaryota; Metazoa; Chordata; Chondrichthyes; Myliobatiformes; Myliobatidae
Product: C3a anaphylatoxin chemotactic receptor-like
Exons: 1
Coding region: 1-957 (318 amino acids)
Biological process (GO): inflammatory response; complement receptor mediated signaling pathway; phospholipase C-activating G protein-coupled receptor signaling pathway
Cellular component (GO): plasma membrane
Molecular function (GO): complement component C5a receptor activity; G protein-coupled receptor activity
Source: RefSeq, a predicted model, not a curated record